Periophthalmus magnuspinnatus is the source of this 1370-nucleotide messenger RNA. It is a transcript of the gene hey1, whose product is annotated as hes-related family bHLH transcription factor with YRPW motif 1. NCBI's taxonomy places the organism in Eukaryota, Metazoa, Chordata, Actinopteri, Gobiiformes, Gobiidae. Gene Ontology annotation, molecular function: RNA polymerase II cis-regulatory region sequence-specific DNA binding; protein dimerization activity; DNA-binding transcription factor activity, RNA polymerase II-specific. The record is from RefSeq and is a predicted model, not a curated record. The transcript has 5 exons. Gene Ontology annotation, biological process: regulation of neurogenesis; anterior/posterior pattern specification; regulation of transcription by RNA polymerase II. The coding region runs from base 102 to 1070 and encodes 322 amino acids. Gene Ontology annotation, cellular component: nucleus.
AGGCGCACUGCAGAACCUGCGCAGACGCGGCUCCAGCGCAGAACAGAGCGCACUCGGAUUAUUAUCGCAGACUCCAACAACUUUGUAAAACUUUCUCAAAGAUGAAAAGGAACCAUGAUUUUAGCUGCUCUUCGGACAGCGAACUGGAUGAGGCCAUUGAGGUGGAGAAGGAGAGCGCAGACGAGAAUGGGAAUCUGAGUUCUCCUCUCGGCUCGUUGUCCCCGACCACGACCACUCAGGUGCAGGCGAGGAAGAGACGGCGAGGAAUUAUUGAGAAACGACGUCGUGACAGAAUAAACAACAGUUUGAGCGAGUUGCGCAGACUCGUCCCCAGCGCCUUUGAAAAACAGGGCUCGGCCAAACUGGAGAAGGCAGAGAUUUUGCAGAUGACUGUGGACCAUCUGAAGAUGCUUCAUGCAGCUGGAGGCAAAGGUUACUUUGAUGCUCAUGCCCUGGCAAUGGACUACCGCGGUCUAGGUUUCCGUGAGUGCCUGGCAGAGACGGCCCGUUACCUCAGCAUCAUCGAGGGCUUGGACAGCACCGACCCUCUGCGGAUCCGUCUGGUCUCACACCUCAAUAACUACGCCAGUCAGAGAGAGGCCCACUCCGGCCUCAGCCACCUAGCUUGGGGCUCUGCUUUUGGCUCACCUCCUGCGGCCCACCUCACCCACAGUCUGCACCUUCUCCAGCACCAGCCCACAUUGACAGCUCCUACUACCCCUCUGGCACCCACAAGCACAGCAUCCUCCACCAGCACACCCUCUCCUUCUACAGACAGUCACCUCCCGGGCCGGCGUAGCGGCAGUGUGACCCCACACACAGAACAAGCGCCUCUUCGUGUGCCCCCCACAACUGCUGCCCCCACAGCAGUCCUGCACCCGGCCCUUGUCCCAACUACAGGCUCCAAACUGUCUCCUCCUCUGAUCUCGUCUCUUUCGGCUUUCCCGUUCCCUUUCAGUGCGUUCCCUCUCAUUUCACCCACUACAGCCACAAGUAUCAGCAGCCCAGCGCCUGCGUCCAGCGUUGGGAAACCCUAUAGACCGUGGGGAAUGGAGAUAGGAGCAUUCUGACUGAAGCCUUUAUAGACUGUUAGAGACUUUCAUGGACAGUUUUGGAUUUUGAGAAAUAUUUUUCUAACUCGAGGUCCAGAGGAACACCCUGUAGCCAUAGAAUAUGUAUUUUGUAUUGGGUAAAGAGGCACACUCAGUUAAAAGCAACAGGAACUAUUCUUUGUUCUGAUUGAUUAAUUGUGUUAACGCCCACCUGCUGAUGAUAUCCAAUCAGAGAUGGCUUUUCCAGAUGGUCAAGCAGUGGCCUGUCAAGUUCCUGGGUAAAAUGUCCCCCCCACCACCCCACCCCCGUGCCCCGAA